UUUGGCUCGUUCGGGCUGGGUUUCUUCAUCCGGAAGUGGCCGACGGCCGUUGAGGUCUGUGUCGCCUUCCUCGCUCCGAGAGGUAGUUGGGGCUUCUGCUGCCGACAUGGCCAGCUCUGACCCCCGCUAUCCCUGCUCCUCGAUAGAGGAUGACUUCAACUAUGGCAGCUGCGUGGCCUCUGCCAGCGUACACAUCCGAAUGGCCUUUCUAAGAAAAGUCUACACCAUCCUUUCUCUGCAAGUUCUCUUAACUACCAUGACAUCUGUGUUAUUUUUAUACUUUGAGUCUAUACGGACAUUUGUACAUGAGAGUCCUGCCUUAAUUUUGGUGUUUGCCAUUGGAUCUUUGGGUUUGAUUUUUGCAUUGACUUUAAACAGAUAUAAACAUCCCCUUAACCUGUACCUGCUUUUUGGAUUUACACUGUUGGAAGCUCUGACUGUGGCCUUUGCUGUUACUUUGUAUGAUGUGUAUAUUAUUCUGCAAGCUUUUGUACUGACUACUGCAGUAUUUCUUGGUUUGACUAUGUAUACUCUACAAUCUAAGAAAGAUUUCAGCAAAUUUGGAGCAGGACUAUUUGCUGUUUUGUGGAUUCUUUGUUUGUCAGGAAUCUUGAAGUUAUUUUUUUACAGUGAGACAAUGGAAUUGGUUGUGGCUGCUGUAGGAGCCCUUCUUUUCUGCGGGUUCAUCAUCUAUGACACACACUCACUGAUGCAUAGGCUGUCACCUGAAGAGUAUAUAUUAGCUUCCAUCAGCCUCUACUUGGAUAUCAUCAAUCUAUUCCUGCACCUCUUGCGGUUUUUGGAAGCAGUUAAUAAAAAGUGAUUGAAAGCAGUAUGUAGAAACUAAUUCAUUCAUAAGAAGUGACUGCAAGUAGGAUACAGAAACUGAUUCAUUAAUAAUACUUUAUUACUGACUCAGUGAUAAAGUUAGAGACAUAAUUGACUAUUCAAUACUUUUAUUAAUUUAUUGUGUGCUCUGUACUUCAGAGCUAUUACUAUAAUACAGCAGGUUCUUGGAUAAUGUCAUUUCAUUCAAUGUCAUUUCAUUAUAAUGUUGGUGAGAAAAAAAAAUUGAUUCCCAGCCAAGGCCACUGUUGGUGUGAUGUUUGAAAAUUCUCCCUAUGUCUGCAUGAGCUUUCUCCAGGUACCCUGGUUUCCUUCCACAUCCCAAAGAUGUACACAUUUGGUGAACUGGCACAUCUCAGUUGUCCCAGUCUGAGUGAGUGGGAGUAUAUAUAUAUGUGCUUCCUGAACCUUGAGCUGCUGAGUAGGCUCCACUACCCACCACUCUAGAGAAGUGGGUCAGAAAAUAAUGAUAUUACUUGUUUUUAUUGAUCUUUCUUAAAUUUAUAACUCACAUUUAUUUCAGUGUUUAAUAUUACAAGUGUUUUGGGUCUGUAUUUAAAAGUUUGGUGUGCUUUUGUGACCAGAAAUAUGCCUACAGUAAAAAUUGGUUUUGUUAUAUAUGUUGUUUUGCUUAAAGUUGCAGUUUCCAAGAACCUAUUGAUGACAUUAAAUGAGGAUUUACUGUAUAACAAUCUAAUGUAAUAUACACAUAAUGUAAUAUAAUAUAUAAUGUAAUAUAACAUUAACUACAACUAUAUUACUAUUAUAUGACUAAUUAUAUGUAAGAUAUAACAAUAAAAUAUUAAAUAUAUAAUUACUAGGUUAUAUAAUAGUAAUAUAAAUCUUACUGUCCUUUAUGGUAUCUCAUUUCUAAAUCCUUGAUUUAGAAUCUCAAGUAUGAGGGAUAUCAAAAAUCUUUAAAAAUUGUUUUCAAUCCUGAAUUUGCCAUACAUACAUUGUUCAUCUGAAAUUCAAGAAUAAUUUAAUGAGCCCUGGCUGGCGUAGCUCAGUGGAUUGAGCGCAGCUGCGAACCAAAGCAUCGCAGGUUCAAUUCCCAGUCAGGGCACAUGCCUGGGUUGCAGGCCACGGCCCCCAGCAACUGCACAUUGAUGUUUCUCUCUCUCUCUCUCUCCCCCCGCCCCCUUUCCCUCUCUAAAAAUAAAUAAAUAAAAUCUUAAAAAGAAUAAUUUCAUGAGAUUAGAUUACAAAUAUCAAUUUAUCUUUGUCUAAUGGUUUCAUCUAAUUUUUCCUUUAAAUAACAGUAGAUUGGAUUUUGAUUUUAAAGUACUUGUGUCCUUACCAAUAUAAAUUAUAAAUCUCCUUUUACAAGGAGAUUUUAAUCUUAUUUAGAAAAGAAAUAUUAUAAAAGAUAAAUUCAAAAGAGAAUUAGUUAUAUAAAAAUGUUAAUGACGCUUCAUUAUAAAGUAUAUUAAAAAUUAGAAGCCUGCUUUAAAGUCAGAUAUUUUGACAUAAAAUUUGACAUUGUUAAUUUUCUUAAGUGCAGGUUUCAUUUUAAAAUUAUAGCAGUGAACUAAGGGCCAGUGAAACUUUGGCAAAUUUCCUCACUGUAUUAGUUUGUUAGGGCUGCCCCAACAAAGUUCUACAGACUGGGUGGCUUAAUCAGAAAUUUAUUUUCUCUGUUCUGAAGGCUGGAAGUCCAAAAUGAAAGUGUUGGCAGGGCUGGUUUCUCUGAGGCCUCUCUCUUGGCUUAUAGAUAGAUAGUCAUAUUCUCCCUGUGCCUUCACAUGGUCUUCUCACUGUACUUGUCUGUGUCCAGAUUUCUUCUUAGAAGGACACCAUCAUUAGAUUAGGGACCCCCAGUGACUGCAUGUUGCCUUAAUUAACUAUGUAGGACCCCAUUUCCAAGUACAGUCACAUUGUGAGAUACUAGGGGUUAGUACUUUGCAGUGGUCUGAUCUGUUUGUGUCCCACAAAAUUCAUAUGUUGAAAGCUAAUGCCCAGUGUGAUGGUUUCAGGAGGUACAGCUUUGGGAUGUGACUAGGUCAGGAAGGUAGAGCUUUCAUGAAUGGAAUUAGUAAAAAAAGAGACUCUAUAGAGAUCUCUUACCCCUUCUCCCAUGUGAGGUUACAGUGAAAAGACAUGUAGUCUGUGACCCGGGAAGAGGGCCUUUACCAGAGAUCAGAUCUGCCGGCACCUUGAUCUUGAUCUUUCCUACCUCCAGAAUUGUGAGAAAUAAAUUUCUGUUGCUUAUAAAUUACCCACUCUCUACUACUUUGUUAUGGCAGCCCUAAUAGACUAAGAUAGACUUCAUCAUAUGAUUGGGGGAGGAGCCCAUAACACUCACUAAGCAUAAUUUUUUUUCAGCUGUCAAGUUGAAAUAAAUUAGAGCAAUAUGGAACCCUGGUGAGGUGGCUUAGUUGGCUGAAGCAUCAUCCAUGCACCAAAAGGUUGCAUGUUUAGUCCCCACUUGGGGCAUGUACAAAGGCAACUGAUCGUUGUCUCCUUCCCUGUGCCCUUCCUUCUUUUCUCCCUCCUUUCCCUCCUUCCUUCCUCCUUUUCUUUCUUUUCUCUCUCUCUCCCCAUCCCCCACCCUUCCUCUAUCUUUAAAAUCAAUAAACAUAUCCUCCAGUGAGGAUUAAAAAAAACUUAGAAAAAAUUUAGUAGUAUGUAAUUAGGUUCAAGUUUUAGAUGUAAAAUUGACUAUCAUUAUCAAUUAAUUAGUCAUUGAAUAUAUAAUUGCACUAAUGCUGUACUUAAGUUCAACACGGCAUAGUGGGCAAGAGCAUAUAGAUUAGAAUCAUUGCUGUGCAAUUAACUGAUGUAGCCUUUGGCAAGUUAUUUAUCCUUCCAUACUUAGGUCUUUUGCAGCAUCUUUAUAAGGGUAUAAUAGUACCUAUUGUACUGGCUGAUACAUGAAUUAAAUGAGAUAGUUAUAGCAUAUAAACUAAGAGGUUAGUUAAUGUCAGCUGCUAUUAUUAAUAAUUUUUUCAGUUCAAAGGUAGAAUGUACUGAAUUGGAAGUAAAGAUACUAAAUAAGCAAAAGCAGAUUUGACACUUCAAAAAUGUAAAACAGUGCCACUGUUCUCAGUAAAUUUUUUUUUUUUUGGUUUUGGUAAUACAGUUUUUUAAAUUAAAAUGUAGACAUGUAAUUAAUCUUUCUAAAAUGACACAUUUUCAAAAAUUAAUUUUUGGUGGGACAAAUAUUGUAAUUUCUAAGAGUGUAAAGAGAUCAAAAGACGAAGAAGUUUGGAAACCCCUGGUGUAGACUUGGAGUGGUGAACACACAACACAGUGUACAGAUGAUGUGUUGCACAGUUGUGUACCUGAAACCUGUAUAAGUUUGUUAACUAGUGGCACACCAAUAAAGUUAAUAAAGAAAAAAAG
Molecule: messenger RNA, 4191 nt
Organism: Phyllostomus hastatus (greater spear-nosed bat)
Lineage: Eukaryota; Metazoa; Chordata; Mammalia; Chiroptera; Phyllostomidae
Gene: TMBIM4
Product: transmembrane BAX inhibitor motif containing 4
Exons: 7
Coding region: 107-823 (238 amino acids)
Biological process (GO): negative regulation of apoptotic process
Cellular component (GO): membrane
Source: RefSeq, a predicted model, not a curated record